CGGGGACGCGGAGAGGGAGACGUUCCAAGAGGCUCCUCCGUGUGGGCGAGUGAAAUGCCCUGGCUGUGAGGAACAGGCCCAAAUCAUCUCUACUGUGUGUUCAGAUGUACAUGGGUUUCUUCUAAGUUGACUAAAGCUGUUUUAGAACUUCAGGUACCUCAAAGAUCUGAUUGAAAGUACUGCACAAGCCUGCCUGCCAUGGGCUGUCGGGAUGUCCACGCAGCCACAGUCCUCUCCUUUCUAUGUGGGAUCGCCUCAGUAGCGGGCCUCUUUGCAGGGACUCUGCUUCCCAACUGGAGAAAAUUACGACUGAUUACAUUCAACAGAAAUGAGAAGAACCUGACUGUUUACACAGGCCUGUGGGUGAAAUGUGCCCGGUACGACGGAAGCAGUGACUGCCUGAUGUACGACCCUACAUGGUACUCAUCAGUUGACCAGUUGGACUUGCGUGUCCUCCAGUUUGCCCUGCCCCUCAGCAUCCUGAUUGCAAUGGGUGCCUUGCUGCUCUGCCUGAUUGGAAUGUGUAAUACAGCCUUUAGGUCCUCUGUGCCUAACAUCAAACUGGCCAAGUGUCUGGUCAAUAGUGCAGGCUGCCACCUGGUGGCUGGGCUGCUGUUUUUUAUGGCAGGUAAUGUGAGCCUCUCUCCAUCCAUCUGGGUCAUCUUUUAUAACAUCCAUCUGAACAAGAAGUUUGAGCCAGUCUUUACAUUUGACUAUGCGGUAUAUGUCACCAUCGCUAGUGCUGGAGGUCUUUUUAUGACUUCCCUUCUACUGUUCAUUUGGUAUUGUGCAUGCAAAUCUUUGCCUUCUCCUUUCUGGCAGCCAUUGUACUCCCAUCCUCCCAGUAUGCACACUUACUCCCAGCCCUAUUCAGCUCGAUCCCGCCUCUCUGCCAUUGAAAUUGACAUUCCAGUAGUUUCACACACUACCUAAUGGGGAUAUAGGUAAUUGUUUAAAAAAAUAAACUUGUUGUAGCCUCACAUUCUCCCCAUGUAAAGAGCUAUAUAUACAUUUUCCUGUGUUCCUAACCAGUCAGUGAAGCCAAAUUUGUGUGUCCUGCUAGAAUGAAGUGCUGCUAGUUUUUAUGAGGAGUAAAUUACGUUAUUUUAAGUGAGAAACAUUCCUUUUAUCUUGCUUCUUAUACUGGAAGGGUUUUUAACCUCCUUGUUGAUAUCUUACCAAUAAUUUAAGUGGAAAGGACUUGUGUCACAACUGAGGUGAUUUAGAACAACAUGGUAAAGAUGAUGACUAAGAGAAGCUGUUUUAUUCAAUCUUUCUGAGUAUUUCAGAUUGUAUGGUGUUCUUUUUCUAUAAUACCUUAAACUGGAAAAAGAAAGGCAAUUUCAAAUAUAAGAAAUUUCCUUCAAAUAGGGUAAUAUUUUGACAGUAGUCAAUAAUUUACCAGUUUAAGGCUUUAACUUUUCUUUGGGGGCUAAUUGUCCUGAAUAGUCUUGUUGUGAUAAAGAUUAUUUUCUUUUGUGAAUUCCUUAUCUUCUACCUCAUACCAAUGUUUGAAAGCAAAAUGGAUUUUAAGUGAUUUCAUAGUAAAACUAACAUUUUAAAUAUCUGUUAGUUACAGAUAACAUUUAACAAUUUUUAAAGUUAAUGAUUCCAUAAAUUGCUGAAGUUAAAAUGUGACAUGUGACAGGUUGGUGCUUUCUCUGAGGCAAAAAAAAACAAAAAAACAACACCCUUUUUUCCACAUACCAUCCAUCAAGAAGUACUCAUUACCACGUAUAAUCAGUCUCCAAAGGGAAAGAAAAAUAAAAAGGUUGUUCAAACCCAGUGAUUUGUUCUCUUGAAGACAAAAAUGGUAGGGGGCAUGAGUCUGUUCUUCAGCACAACAUUAGAGAUUCACUCACUGAUUGCUGUUUGAGUAAUGGGGUGAAGUAAGGGAUGGCUUUUCUGUGACCACAUUCACCCUUGAUUCAUUUCCUGCCCCCAUCAAUGAUUAUUUCCUUGAGCGUAUAUCUCUGCCUAACAUUUAGUAGGUGCCUUAGAAGAUACAUGAAAAUAGGAGAUCUGGUCCCAUCCAUGAAGAAAUUUUAAUCUAAUAGAAAAGAUCAAACUGUUACCUGACAAUUUGGGAACAGUCUGACUUCUUUAGCAGGUGGCCUUAACUUCUCAGUCAUUGAUCCAGGAAUAUAUAUAUUUCACCCAGAGAUGAGACUUCCUGACAGACAAGUUGUACACUACCAGCAAGUCCCAAACUCUGGAAAUUUGCUUUAUUUCAAUUCAUUGAAUACUUAGGGCACCUACAUUAUCCUACAUGCUAUAAUAACACUGUAUCAAAUUCUUGAGAAUGGGCAAAAGUUGUAGAGAACUUUAAGUUGUACCUUUCCACCUCUGAAAGUAUGAUGAUGUAUUAAGGAGGGACAUGUUUUAAAAAUCUCCUCUGAUGUGGUAUCAAUUAGAUGAAACCAGGUUAACACUAAGAUAACACUUAGAAAUUCAGGGAUAUUGGGUUUUUAGCCCUAUGAACUUGAGCUGCUUAUUUAGUUGGUGUGAUUUGCUACAUAUUAGCAUUAUGUUUGCAAGGAUUUUAUUAACUAUUAAAGAUUUUACAAACAGCUAGUUAUAUGGUAAACAGAUUAUUAUGCCUCUUUUACAAAUCAGAGUAUGGUUCUGAUAUUUCUAGAGAUAUAUAUAUAGAGAGAGAGACAGAAUUUUUUUCCUAAUUCAAAUACUACUUUAUGUACAUAGAAAUAAAUCCAUUUGUGUAAUUUUUAAAUGGCAUCAGUAGAAAGCAUGCAAGGCUUUGGUUUUUAAAUUGUGGCUUCUGAUUUAUCUCAGUUCUCAUUCUUUUCAUUCUUCUCAGUUGUAGCUGAUCUUGAUCAUUCCAAGAACAAUGGUAGGUGGAAUUUUGAGAUUAAUAUUAAUUUUCCCUCUUUGCUAAUUAAUUUCAGUCCUUCAUCUCACUAAAUUUUGGUUCAUAAGAAUCAAGAAUUCCAUCACCCCUUGGUCUUUGUGUAAACAAUGUUAAAGAAAAGUAGGCUAGAUAGUUUUUAGUUCCUGGAAUUAUAACUAUAAACAUUGAGAAUCCUUUGGCUUCAUAAUCUGUUGUCACAGUAAGUAUUUAAUUAUGGAUUCACUUGGCAAAAGAAACAGCUGUUUCCUUAUUGUCUUUUUAGUGUUUCAGAUUUGCUAUUUUUUAAAUCCAUCAAAGGAAAGCAAGUAUUUAUAGUUCGUUUAGUCACUCUUGAGCAUUCAUCAGGCUAUCAUUGUAAAGGGGGAAUAAUUUGUUGUUAAAGGCCUUUUACAGAAACCAACUUGGAUAAUAACCUUAAAUGUUAGUGUGGUGCACCAGAUUUGGUUUAUCCAGCCAUGGAAGAAAAACAAAUCAAGAACCUGAGUUUACUUGUAUAUAUAUGCUAUAAUGAAUAGUAUGUUUGCUGUAAACUGCAAGGUAAAACCUCAAUAAAAGUGUACUGUACUUCUUGAUGUUUAUUAAAAAUGUAUUUUUACAA
Messenger RNA from Marmota flaviventris (yellow-bellied marmot), 3467 nucleotides. RefSeq names its product claudin 12 (gene Cldn12). NCBI's taxonomy places the organism in Eukaryota, Metazoa, Chordata, Mammalia, Rodentia, Sciuridae. Gene Ontology annotation, cellular component: plasma membrane. The record is from RefSeq and is a predicted model, not a curated record.